Symbiodinium sp. CCMP2592 is the source of this 1338-nucleotide messenger RNA. The record is from the annotation of a GenBank genome assembly. NCBI's taxonomy places the organism in Eukaryota, Dinophyceae, Suessiales, Symbiodiniaceae.
AUGACUGGCGGAUUCGCUUCGAGUGAUAUCAAAGCCUUUUGGGAGCACUGUCGGCAGUUCGAUGAAUGGAAGCACCAUCCAAUCUUCAGUGAAGAAGAUGUUGACAUGGGAAGAUGCGUGCCGGUUUGUUUCCACUGCGACGGGGCUGAGUUUUUUCGAAACAGCGAGUACAUCGUUUGGAACAUGAGUUCGAUCUUCACAGACAAGGACUCGGAUGUCUGGGAUGUAAAGUUUCCGAAUGUGAUCAUCCCACACGCAAAUAUGAAAGACGAGGAGGUGCAGCGAUAUGCUCAUUCGAAAGUCGCAUCUGCAAUGUCAUGGUCGAUGUGGCAAAGCAUGAAGGGUAUUGGUCCAGAAUUCGAUAUGGACAAUGAUCGUUUGACAUCUCCAUUUCAACUGAGCCUUAAAGGAACCCGCCUAGCAGGUGGAUGGAAACUGGUUUAUUUCGGCUGGAAAGCAGACCUCAAAGCGAGGGUGCAGGCGCACUUCUUUUCAAAUUACUACCUCUGCAACAGCAUGUGCGACAGGUGUUUUGCGACAGUUCCGACUGCAAAUGAGCAGUUGGCAUUUACGCAUUUGGGCGAAGAUGCUGCGUGCUGGAUGACAGAGUUGAGUCACAGCGAUUAUGCUCGUCAUUUCGACGACCGAUCUCCAUGGAUGGAAAUGCCAGGCUUCCGGCUGGAGACUGUUUUCUUUGAUGCGAUGCAUAUUUUAUGGCUGGGAACGGCUCGCGUUCUGCUUGGCUCCUGCCUGGGUGUUUGGCAUCGGCUGGGCUUCCUGGGGAUUCGUCACCACAUGCCCACUUUCACGAAGAGCAACACCAUCCAAGACGACUGGGCUGAGCUGGGCAGUGUAUUCAAAGCAAUGAGUGUGAAAACCAGCUUGUGGUACUUUUGUGUGAAAGCAGCCGAGUUCUCGCGAGCAAGACCGGAGGAGCGGAUGGCCAAGCUCAUCACGGUCUGCCUUUGGAGCCUCUAUGAUGCCACCAAGUUACUCGAUGCCUGUGGCCUACAACUGUAUGAAGAUGAAGCUGAGGAUGCCCACAGCAAUAUCUGCAAGCACUGCAAGACUUGGCAGUUCUUGGCUGCUGCUUGUGUCGAGAAGGGCUGGAGAUGUUUCAAAUGCAAGCCGAAAUUGCAUUACUUGCUUCACAACUCCCGGCAAAUGCGUCGUACAAAGCUAAACUUGUUCCUCCUUGGUGCUGUUUGGGCCGGAGAAAGUUUCUUAGGGAAGCUGAAGAGGGUUGGCAUAAAGUGCCAUCAAGCUUCUUUAAUGCGUCGGUUGUUUGCGCGAAUCUUGUUGCUGCUUAGCCUUCGUUUCCGGCAGUCGCGAGAGUGA